AUGGCCUCAAAUUCAGUUUCGUUCGUGGCUAAUCCGCAAACUCCUAACAAGCCCAAAUACACUUCGAACGAGCGAUCCUCCGUAUCUUCCACGUCGUCUUUGCUUUCAGCGGGCUCGCCAUUGUUGAACCAGAACAUGGACCUAGCGCGGCUGGGUUCAUUGCCUUUCCGUUCUGGAAAUUCCAGGGGUAAGACACAAAAUGUUAAGUUCUUUAGAACGCGCUCCUCACGGGCCUCUAACUUGGAACCCGAUGAUGCCUACGAUAUCAGCACUAUUGAUCAGGAGGGCAUGGGCUCUCAAUAUCGCGAGAGUUUUUCCUCCGGCGGUCUAGACUCGUCUAGUGAGUGGAUCCUAUUUUCUCCGGGCCCUUCAGAAACGGGAAAGCCCGCAGAGGAUCCUUAUUACGACGACGUUUUGAGCACGUCUCUAGAGAAGACCUCUACACAGGAUGCGAACGAGGAAAGCUUCGUUAAUGUACAAGAUGAAGCGGACGAUGACGACUCUCUGAUCGAAGAUCUUCAAGAACACAUUAAUUUUGACAUACCGUAUAGAAAGGAGGAUUUAAAUUCUCGGAUCGACAGCUGGCGCAAACAGCAAGUCUCCAUCCUUCUCAAGGACCUUGCUGGAGACCAGAGUGAACUGGAUGAUGACACAAUCGAGCUCAUUAAGGCCUGGGGAAUUGACGACACUGGGCCGGGAGAUAUCUACCAGAACAUAUGGUUAAAGCAAACACCUGUCAUUGAUACGCAUUACGGUGAUGGUAUACUAAAGAGCUAUUCAAAGGAGGAUCUCAAGGUACUUAGGCAAAUAUUGGUGAAGCUUUCUGACUCUCUGAGGAGGACCGUCAAGUCUAGAUACGUCAAGCCACAGUUAAGCCAGGCGCCAACGAGAACAACUUCGAUGGCGACAAUCACCGAAGCUUACACAAACACAGCCAAGAAACGGGAUCCUGACCAGUUCAUGAACAACAAGAGUCUUCAAAAGUACAUACCCUACUUUUUGAAAAACCUCAUCAUCACUUCAGACUUGCUGCCACAGUUCGAGAACUUUGAUGUCGAUGACGCAAGCGAAGACGAGCGACAGAAAAUAAUCACAGACGAUGGACCUAUGGCACCCUAUGUUGCUGCUCGUAAAGAGAGUAUAAUAUCUAAUUUUUCGGAGGGAGUCAGAAUGCAGGCAAUUGAUGGUGGUCGUCGGAGAAGCAAAGGGCUUGCCAGACGCAACAGCAGCGAUAAUUUUUGGGACGCGUCUGACCUGAAGAGUGUCAAUUCAAGUAUAUUGACGUACUCUACAGGCAGCAUUGUAGGCUUUUAG
Ogataea haglerorum is the source of this 1314-nucleotide messenger RNA. RefSeq lists its product as uncharacterized. The coding region runs from base 1 to 1314 and encodes 437 amino acids. The record is from RefSeq and is a predicted model, not a curated record. The transcript has a single exon. NCBI's taxonomy places the organism in Eukaryota, Fungi, Ascomycota, Pichiomycetes, Pichiales, Pichiaceae.